AUGUUGGAACAAGUGAGACGACGACUGAUGAUGACAGAGAAAAAGGACAUAAGACGGCCUUGCGCUUGGUUUUCCCUUCCUGCUCCACUCCCGGUUUUCCUCCCUCCAGGCCCCAGCAAGUUGAAAGAGAGAUGCAGACUGGAUAAGUUUAUCAAAGAAAAGCAAGGAAAAGAAAGGAAAAACGAGACAAGAAAACAGAAGGAGAAGAAGAAGAAGAAAGACGAAAAAAGACAAAGCAGAAUGAAUACAGUUGAAGAAACGAAGAUGAGAAGAGAUAAGAAUGUCAUCAUCAUCCCCUCGUCAGAGUCAGUCAAGUAG
Molecule: messenger RNA, 318 nt
Organism: Trichophyton benhamiae CBS 112371
Lineage: Eukaryota; Fungi; Ascomycota; Eurotiomycetes; Onygenales; Arthrodermataceae
Exons: 2
Coding region: 1-318 (105 amino acids)
Source: RefSeq, a predicted model, not a curated record